Messenger RNA from Capra hircus (goat), 9725 nucleotides. It is a transcript of the gene EML5, whose product is annotated as echinoderm microtubule associated protein like 5. NCBI's taxonomy places the organism in Eukaryota, Metazoa, Chordata, Mammalia, Artiodactyla, Bovidae. Bases 245 to 6181 code for a protein of 1978 amino acids. The record is from RefSeq and is a predicted model, not a curated record. Gene Ontology annotation, molecular function: microtubule binding. The transcript has 43 exons.
UGACGGCCGGCGGCGCCCGCGGCCCUCAGCAUGCGCCGCGAGGCAAGGGCUCCGCUCCCGCCCGUGGGCUGAGGCGGCGCCGGCGGCGGCAGGGAGAGGCGGCAUGCGGCUGCCGGGCGCGGCGUAGAGGACGCGGCAGGCGGCGAGUGCCGGCCGCCGGGGGAGGGCUCGCUUCGCCCGGCCGCCGCCGCCUCCCGCCGCCGGGCGCCCGAGCGGAGCGGCGCGGCGGGCUGGGCGCCCCGACAUGGCGGCCAGGAGCGCCCCGAGCUGCCACCUGCGGCUCGAGUGGGUGUACGGCUACCGGGGCCACCAGUGCCGCAACAACCUCUACUACACGGCGGCCAAGGAGAUCGUGUACUUCGUGGCGGGCGUCGGCGUGGUGUACAGCCCGCGCGAGCACCGGCAGAAGUUCUACCGGGGCCACAGCGACGACAUCAUCAGCCUUGCGUUGCAUCCUGAACGAGCACUGGUAGCAACAGGACAAGUUGGGAAAGAGCCGUAUAUCUGUGUCUGGGAUUCGUAUACUGUGCAGACCGUAUCAGUUCUGAAGGACGUCCAUACGCAUGGUGUAGCUUGCUUAGCAUUCGACUUAGAUGGACAGCGCUUGGUUUCAGUUGGACUUGAUUCAAAGAAUGCAGUUUGCGUUUGGGACUGGAAAAGAGGGAAAAUGUUAUCUAUGGCUCCAGGUCACACAGAUAGAAUAUUUGAUAUUUCUUGGGAUUUAUACCAGCCAAAUAAACUUGUCAGCUGUGGUGUAAAACAUAUCAAGUUCUGGAGUUUAUGUGGAAAUGCUCUGACCCCAAAACGAGGGGUCUUUGGGAAGACUGGUGACCUUCAGACCAUCUUGUGCCUGGCCUGUGCAAGGGAUGAAUUAACAUAUUCUGGCGCACUCAAUGGGGAUAUAUAUGUUUGGAAAGGAAUCAAUCUUAUACGAACAAUACAAGGAGCUCAUACUGCAGGAAUUUUUAGCAUGAAUGCUUGUGAAGAAGGCUUUGCUACUGGUGGCAGAGAUGGCUGUAUUCGUCUUUGGGAUUUAACUUUUAAACCAAUUACUGUGAUUGAUCUCAGGGAAACAGACCAGGGGUACAAAGGUUUGUCUGUGAGGAGUGUGUGUUGGCGAGGAGACCACAUUCUAGUUGGAACACAGGAUGGCGAAAUUUUUGAAGUUGUGGUUCAUGAAAGAAACAAGCCUUUCCUAAUCAUGCAAGGGCAUUGUGAAGGCGAGCUGUGGGCACUUGCUGUCCAUCCUACUAAACCUUUGGCCGUGACUGGAAGCGAUGACCGUUCAGUCAGAAUAUGGAGCCUGGUUGAUCAUGCACUAAUAGCGAGGUGUAAUAUGGAAGAGCCAGUUCGUUGUGCAGCUGUGAAUGUAGAUGGGAUCCAUCUUGCCCUUGGAAUGAAGGAUGGCUCAUUCACUGUACUGAGAGUAAGAGAUAUGACGGAAGUUGUGCAUAUUAAAGAUCGGAAGGAGGCGAUCCAUGAGAUAAAAUAUUCACCAGACGGAACUUACCUUGCUGUCGGUUGCAAUGACAGCUCAGUUGAUAUUUAUGGAGUUGCUCAGCGCUAUAAGAAAUUUGGAGAGUGUGUUGGAUCACUUAGUUUCAUCACUCAUCUAGACUGGUCCUCAGACAGUAGAUAUUUACAGACAAAUGAUGGGAACGGUAAAAGACUGUUCUACAGGAUGCCGGGAGGAAAAGAAGUGGCAAGUAAAGAAGAAAUAAAAGGUGUUCAUUGGGCUUCAUGGACAUGCGUUUCAGGCCUUGAAGUAAAUGGAAUUUGGCCCAAGUAUUCAGAUAUUAAUGAUAUAAACUCAGUAGAUGGGAAUUAUAUUGGCCAAGUUUUAGUUACAGCUGAUGACUAUGGAAUUGUAAAAUUAUUUCGAUAUCCUUGCUUAAGAAAAGGGGCCAAGUUUAAAAAAUAUAUUGGCCAUUCAGCUCAUGUAACUAAUGUCAGAUGGUCACAUGAUUAUCAGUGGGUUAUUUCUAUUGGUGGAGCAGAUCACUCUGUCUUUCAGUGGAAGUUUAUUCCUGAAAGAAAACUAAAGGAUGCUCUUCACAUAGCACCUCAAGAAAGUCUUGCAGACUCUAAUAGUGAUGAAUCAGAUUCAGACCUGUCUGAUGUUCCAGAACUGGAUUCUGAAAUUGAGCAAGAGACCCAGCUCACUUACCGUCGGCAGGUUUACAAAGAAGAUCUACCUCAGCUUAAAGAACAAUACAAAGAGAAACAAAGAAGUGGUACUUCUAAAAGAAGAGAGCGGGCUCCAGGAAAUAGUGUCCGAUUACACUUCGUUCACGGUUACAGAGGUUAUGACUGUCGAAGUAAUCUGUUUUAUACUCAAAUCGGUGAAAUUGUGUACCAUGUGGCAGCAGUGGGUGUCAUUUAUAAUCGACAGCAGAACACCCAGCGCUUUUACCUGGGUCACGAUGAUGACAUUCUCUGCCUGGCUGUUCAUCCUUUGAAAGACUACGUGGCAACAGGCCAGGUAGGUAGGGAUCCCUCAAUUCACAUAUGGGACACGGAAACCAUUAAACCAUUGUCGAUAUUAAAGGGCUACCACCAAUAUGGUGUCUGUGCUGUUGAUUUCUCAGCUGAUGGGAAACGUUUGGCUUCAGUUGGAAUAGAUGAUAGCCACACUGUUGUGCUGUGGGACUGGAAGAAAGGAGAGAAACUUUCAAUAGCAAGAGGAAGUAAAGAUAAGAUUUUUGUUGUAAAAAUGAACCCGUACGUGCCUGAUAAAUUAAUUACAGCUGGAAUUAAACACAUGAAGUUUUGGCGUAGAGCAGGGGGAGGAUUGAUUGGAAGAAAAGGCUACGUGGGCACCCUGGGGAAAAGUGACACCAUGAUGUGUGCAGUAUAUGGAUGGACUGAAGAGAUGGCUUUUUCUGGAACGUCCACAGGAGACGUGUGUAUCUGGCGAGACAUCUUUCUUGUAAAGACAGUGAAAGCACAUGAUGGACCAGUGUUCAGUAUGCAUGCAUUGGAAAAAGGGUUUGUAACUGGAGGGAAAGAUGGGGUAGUCGCUCUUUGGGAUGACUCCUUUGAAAGAUGUCUCAAGACCUACGCUAUAAAAAGAGCUGCUUUGGCCCCAGGAUCUAAAGGUCUUCUCUUGGAAGAUAACCCAUCUAUACGUGCCAUAUCAUUAGGACAUGGUCAUAUUUUAGUUGGCACAAAGAAUGGUGAAAUACUAGAAGUGGAUAAAAGUGGCCCAAUAACACUUCUGGUCCAGGGACACAUGGAAGGAGAGGUGUGGGGCUUGGCUACACAUCCUUAUCUGCCCAUCUGUGCUACUGUAAGUGAUGAUAAGACCUUGAGGAUAUGGGAUCUUUCUCCUAGUCAUUGUAUGUUGGCCGUCCGGAAACUUAAAAAAGGUGGGAGGUGUUGCUGUUUUUCUCCUGAUGGUAAAGCUUUAGCUGUAGGUCUCAAUGAUGGAAGUUUCUUAAUGGCGAAUGCAGAUACUCUAGAAGAUCUUGUAUCUUUUCACCACAGAAAAGAUGUUAUUUCAGAUAUUCGAUUUUCACCAGGUUCUGGGAAAUAUCUUGCUGUAGCAUCGCAUGACAGCUUUAUAGAUAUAUACAACGUCAUGAGCAGUAAACGAGUAGGAGUAUGCAAGGGCGCUACCAGCUACAUAACCCAUGUUGACUGGGAUAUCAGAGGAAAGCUUUUACAGGUCAACACUGGUGCUAAAGAACAAUUAUUCUUUGAAGCUCCCAGAGGGAAAAAACAGACCAUUCCCAGUGGAGAGGCAGAAAAAAUUGGCUGGGCAUCAUGGACAAGUGUGCUUGGUUUAUGCUGCGAGGGGAUUUGGCCAGUAACUGGAGAAGUCACGGACGUAACUGCCUCUUCCCUCACCAGUGACAGAACAGUCCUAGCUACUGGGGAUGAUUUGGGAUUUGUGAAGUUAUUUAGAUAUCCUGCUAAAGGAAAAUUUGGAAAGUUUAAGAGGUACGUGGCCCAUAGUACACAUGUCACAAAUGUUCGCUGGACUUACGAUGACAGCAUGUUGGUCACCUUAGGAGGCGCAGAUAUGUCUUUAAUGGUUUGGACAAAUGAAAUGGAGGGCUAUCGAGAAAAAAGACCUUGUGAUAGCGAAGAAUCUGAUAUAGAUUCUGAAGAAGAUGGGGGCUAUGACAGUGAUGUCACAAGGGAGAAUGAAAUCAGUUACACCAUCAGAGCCUUAUCAACAAAUAUUCGCCCAAUGUUUGGAAUCAAGCCUCAUUUGCAACAAAAAGAACCCUCAACUGAUGAGAGGCAGGGAGUAGUAAGAGGCUCCAGGCCUCCGGUGAGCAGGGCCCCACCGCAGCCAGAAAAACUCCAGACCAACAACGUCGGCAAGAAAAAGAGGCCCAUAGAGGACCUUGUGUUGGAGCUUGUUUUUGGCUAUCGAGGCCGAGACUGCAGGAAUAAUGUUCAUUAUUUAAAUGAUGGUGAUGAUAUAAUUUAUCACACCGCAUCUGUUGGAAUUCUUCACAAUGUUGCUACAGGGACUCAGAGUUUUUAUCAGGAACAUAAUGAUGAUAUUCUGUGCCUCACUGUAAAUCAGCACCCCAAAUUUAUCAACAUAGUGGCAACUGGCCAAGUAGGCGAUUCAGCAGACAUGUCAGCCACAGCUCCGUCUAUUCACGUCUGGGAUGCCGUGAACAAGCAGACUUUGUCCAUUCUGAGAUGCUACCAUUCAAAGGGGGUGUGUUCAGUCAGUUUCAGUGCUACUGGGAAACUCCUGCUCUCUGUGGGGCUAGACCCAGAGCAUACAGUUACCAUUUGGAGAUGGCAAGAAGGUGCCAAAAUUGCCAGCAGAGCUGGUCACAACCAGCGUAUUUUUGUGGCUGAAUUCCGGCCAGAUUCAGACUCCCAGUUUGUCUCUGUCGGAGUAAAGCACGUCAAGUUCUGGACCCUGGCAGGAAGAGCUCUUCUUAGCAAGAAGGGGCUCCUGAGCACUCUGGAGGACGCGCGGAUGCAGACCAUGCUUGCUGUUGCGUUUGGUGCAAAUAACUUGACGUUUACAGGUACCAUCAGUGGAGAUGUGUGUGUGUGGAAAGACCACAUAUUGUGUAGAAUCGUGGCCAGAGCUCACAACGGGCCUGUGUUUGCCAUGUACACCACCCUUCGAGACGGGCUGAUUGUCACCGGGGGCAAGGAGAGACCGUCAAAGGAGGGAGGAGCCGUCAAGCUGUGGGACCAGGAGCUGAGGCGGUGCCGCGCCUUCCGGCUGGAGACGGGCCAGGCCAGCGACUGCGUGCGCUCCGUGUGCAGAGGCAAGGGCAAGAUACUGGUAGGGACAAGGAACGCUGAAAUCAUUGAAGUUGGAGAGAAGAACGCUGCGUGUAACGUCCUGGUGAGCGGGCACGUGGACGGCCCUGUGUGGGGACUCGCGACCCACCCCUCCAGGGACUUCUUCCUGUCCGCUGCGGAAGACGGGACAGUGAGGCUCUGGGACAUUGCUGACAGAAAGAUGCUGAACAAAGUGAAUCUGGGACACGCUGCUCGUACCGUCUGCUACAGCCCGGAAGGGGACAUGGUGGCCAUUGGGAUGAAAAACGGAGAAUUUAUCAUUUUACUUGUGAGCUCCCUGAAGAUAUGGGGAAAGAAGAGAGACAGACGGUGUGCGAUCCAUGACAUCAGAUUUAGUCCAGAUUCCCGGUUUCUAGCCGUGGGUUCCAGUGAGAAUUCAGUGGAUUUUUAUGACCUAACACUGGGCCCCACCCUUAACAGAAUCAGCUACUGCAAAGACAUUCCCAGCUUCGUCAUUCAGAUGGACUUCUCUGCAGACAGCAGGCACCUCCAGGUCUCCACUGGUUGCUAUAAACGGCAUGUCUAUGAAGUGCCUUCAGGAAAACAUCUUAUGGAUCAGGCUGCCAUUGACAGAAUUACUUGGGCUACAUGGACUAGUAUUCUAGGAGAUGAAGUUAUGGGAAUCUGGUCCAGACACGCUGAGAAAGCGGAUGUCAACUGUGCCUGUGUGUCUCAUUCAGGAAUCAGCCUGGUAACGGGAGAUGACUUUGGCAUGGUUAAGUUAUUUGACUUCCCAUGUCCUGAAAAAUUUGCAAAACACAAAAGGUUCUUGGGUCAUUCACCCCACGUGACAAACAUUCGAUUUACCAGCGGUGAUCGACAUGUUAUUAGUGCUGGCGGUGAUGACUGCAGGUUGGUGACUUUCUCAGCCCAAGAUAUGCCAACUUACUAGUUAAGAGAUUUAAUCACUUCUUCUGACAGGUUCUUGUAUGGACUCAGCUAGUCAACAUCAUUAAGGUAGCAAAACCAGGUGGCUCUUUGGAGUUUGUAUACUGUGUACUAAAAGGACUUAAAAAGGAAAAACUUUAUGCAUGUAUGAUUUGAAAGCUUAAUUGAAAAACUGUUCUGAGAAUCUAGAAAGAUCAUGAACUCACUGCUGUUUUUCUGAUUGCAGUUUAUUCGUCUGGAAAUGUGUGCAUAUGCCUCACUGAAAGAUACGGAUGCUGAGAAGAUUCUGCAAAUUCACAGCCUUGAGAAAAGCAGGACUACACAAGCGGAAAAAAUAACCAGAACCAAGCCCUGCACGGUCAGGUGGUGCUAACUUAAGAUUGGAAUAGGGAUAAAAUGCCCAAACUUGUCAAAAUGAAGAUUGAUCGGUUCAAAAUAUUUGUAAUAUGCACGAGGUAACUGUCCAUAAUCCACACACUGCCAGGUAAUCCCACAUCAAGAAAGGCUUAAAUGAGCUGAUGGUGACAGCCAGACCCCACUCUGGGGCGUGUGCGGAUCUGGCAGGCCUGCUGGGGAGGUUUGGGAGACAGAGCUCCUCAAAAAAAAUGAACCAAAACCUCAAAAACCCAACUUGGAUAAUUUUCAUCCUCUUUUUUUUUUUUAGCAAAACUUUUUUUUUUUUUUUUUAAUUUUUAUUUUCCAAGAUUCAACUGUUUAGUAUGUUAUCUUUGUGUUUACAUAAGGAAAUAUACCAUCACCCUAAAGGAUCACAGUUUUUAAAAGGCAAACAUCAUUUUCCCUAAAAAAAUAUACACGAGGUCUACUGGAGAAUAUAAUGCUUCCUAAGCGUUAAUAAGCUCCCACUUAUAAAGGACAUUUUUCUCCUGAAAGGUUUAAAUUCAAGAGCAAAUCCCAAGUCAGCAGUUUGCGAUCACCACUUCUCCAUCUUUGAGCUGCCACUCUCGCGUCCAGAUAUCAUCCCUGUGACUCAAGCAGUGAAGCAUGAUUAUAGCCUCAUUAAUGGAAGAGUGUGAUAAACAAUCAUUUCCAGUGAUGUACAGUUUAAGGUUUUAGACAGUAGUACUAUUUUAACUGGGAGAGAAUGCUGAGUAUUUAAAGAUGCAGGCUAAUAGAAACAUUUACCAUGUAAACUAAAGCAUUAAAUUCACAUUUACAAAGUUACACAAUUUAGUAACUCUUGAAAUAAAAUUUUUAUAGCCUUUUUUUCUAUGGAAAAACUUGUUUAACAUAUGCCACCCCAUAGGCUGACUUCCGAAAGGAAUGAAUAUCCGUCCACUUAUGAAACUUGUCUGUGACAACCCUUUCUUGGUGGACUGGGGCUGAACUCUGAGAUCUUCACUCCUGUUCACUUUAAAUGCUGCCAAAGACCAGUACUUGCCAUUCAGGAACUUCCUGUUUAGCUCACUUGUAGUUUCCUGAUGACUGGAAAUUAUGCAGACUGCUAUUUAAAAAUAUAUUUUUCUAAGUAUGAAGAAGUUUAAGAUGCUGUAUUGGUCCUAUGACUUUUUAUUUUCAUGUGUUAAUUAUCUUUGUAGUGUAAUAGAGCCUUUCAGGUUUCUGGUUAUCUGUUUUCUAUGUGCAAUACCCUGUAAAUAUGAAAACCAGAAAAGGCCGAGUUACAUCAUGGAAGCCCAACCAGUGACUGAACCUGGUCCGUUUUAGAGCUCUGAACAGCUGCGUCUGAAGGACUGACUGGGGUGUUCCUUUAAGAAGCUUGAAACAUUAAGAUCAUUUUCUUUCAUUUUCGUGUCAAUGGAUUCUCCUAAAUUAAGCCCAAUUUGAUGAAACACUAAUAUUUAAAGCUUCUGUUCAUGUAUACUAUAAAAGACCAACUGAUAAAAGCUAAAAAUUCCCCUGAACCCCACUUCCCCUCUAUUUGAGGCGGUUGCAGCUUCAGAUGUUCCUUGGGUCAAGUUUACCUGCUUCUGGCUAAAGAGAAAUUCCAGUCUCAUUACACGCCGGGCAGAAACUCCGGCCGUAAUCACGGAACCACAUAGGGUGACCUGCUUCCCCCGCGUUGUCCUUCCCGCGGUCGGCGUGCGGCGGCAUCAAUCCCCGCUGUCCGUGUCCCGACGCGGUCCUGUUGAGUUCAGUCGUCAGCCCACAACCGCCGUCCUCACACCAGCCAUCGACUGAGGCCAGGUGAACAGCCGUGACAGGCCGUGUGGAUUUAUUUUUUAACCCAGAGGGUUGUUCCCGUGGGUAGUACCUGACUGAGCUCCCCAAUUUGUAAGCUGAGCUCUCCCCUGGCACCACUGGCCUCCUCUCUGUAGGCAAACGCAUGCCCGGACACCCUGGUGCCACUCACAGCCACCUCUGCUCCCUUCCUUUUCUGGGAACUUUUUUGAUGGUGGUUCAUUUUGGACCAAGUUAUAGUGAACUUCUGCCUGCCCAUAAACCAUAGCAACUGAAAGAUGAAACUCUUAAUGCAUCUCCUUAAAUAGAAAAAAAUCUGAUUUCAGCAUAUUAUUUCCUCACAAAACGGCUGAGCUAGAUCACGAGCCCUUCUCUCCCGUUUACCUUCUCCACAGUGAAAGUAUGAGAACAAAUAUGCUCCAUUUAUGAGCACUGACACUGAAAGUCUGUUUAGAUUUCUGUAAAUACAAUUUAAAACAAGUUUCUUCUGUAGAAAUAAAGCAUCUCAAGUAAGUCAACACUCGAAUGAACAAGUACCUUAGAUUUGGUGGAGUAAAACUUUUCAGAAUGAAGUGGAAUUGCCAUUUCACCCGAGGCUAACCACACGGUGGCUUAAUGUAUGCCCUGUGUGCCAUCUUGCUUCUUCUGAUGUUUCAAGUCUUACAAGCACAGCAAAGUGCAACUUAAAAGAUGGUUUAAUAACUGGUUAAUUCUUUCUUCUUCCAACAGCAAAGAGAUGGCCACAAGGCUGCAGGUUUUAGCAUCUGAAACAUGGACUUUUACACAUAUGUAGUUUUAUUAUCCCUUGGAUGUAUGACUAAUAAGCAUGUCAAACAACGUGUUUUUUUUUUAUAGUUUAAUUUGGUCCUUAGAAUAUUUUGAACUUUACUAUCCUUUUUGCAUUAACUCUUUUUUUCUAACCAACUUUUAGCUUUACUUUUUAAAAAGCUACAUUGUCUUUUAAAAAUCAGUGAUCUGUUAUUUAAUUCUAAAGAAUCUGACACUUCUUGCCUUAACAAUUUUAAAACCACACACAAAACUCUAUAUUUUCAUUCAGUAUCCCAAAAGUUAAGUCCUAUUUUGCAGUUUACCCAUCUGAUCUCUGUAAUUAUAUAGUCUGUCAUUUAAAAUAUACUAUUUAAAUCUAGUUUUUACAUUUAAAAAAUUAUCUUCAAUAAUAACUAUAUUUUCUGUGGAGUUAUUUCUGAGAAUGUUAUUUUUCAGAACGUGAGAAUAUGUAUGUAUAGCUAUAAUCUUGUGAGUUAAAGUUUGUUCUGAUACCUUAUGUAUAUACUUGUAAAAAAUUUUUGUAUAAUUUUGUGAUAAUGUAGAUCCCCCAGAUACUUAUUUUAAAAGUGUAUGUUAACAGUAAAUGAAAGCAUUUUAACGAA